Messenger RNA from Ictalurus punctatus (channel catfish), 4249 nucleotides. It is a transcript of the gene znf526, whose product is annotated as zinc finger protein 526. The record is from RefSeq and is a predicted model, not a curated record. The coding region runs from base 430 to 3579 and encodes 1049 amino acids. The transcript is spliced from 8 exons. Lineage: Eukaryota; Metazoa; Chordata; Actinopteri; Siluriformes; Ictaluridae. Gene Ontology annotation, molecular function: RNA polymerase II transcription regulatory region sequence-specific DNA binding; DNA-binding transcription factor activity, RNA polymerase II-specific. Gene Ontology annotation, biological process: regulation of transcription by RNA polymerase II. Gene Ontology annotation, cellular component: nucleus.
AAGACAACGGCUAGAGAAAAAAGAUACAAUCCCUCACUCGCGGCGUUUAUAUAAUCGCCCAAAUCUUUCAGAAAAAGUCGCGAAUUGUCCGUGUUGAUUUCUUCAUUCGGCAGAAAACCGCGUGGAAGAGGCUCUAACGGUCGUGCAGAUGCUGGAGAGCUCGCAGCAUGAGGGAUUGUCCAAGCGGUAACACACCGGAGAGAGAGAAUGAGAGAGAGAUUGCCUGGUCGUCAUGUUGCCGUGGAGCCGUUGCAGAUAUGAUACCACUCUAAAAACUCCUCUAUGACUUCCUCAAUUCCUCUGUGACACGUUUACCAACCACAACAGGAUUCCGUUCCUCGUUUAAAUAAGCAGAGCACGUACACCUGUCCCAAGACAGAGGUAUAGACAAAGAGACAUCUUUUGUUAGUACAAAAACCUGCACUGAUCAUGAGUGAACAGCAGGAAGAGUAUGUGGAGCAUCAGUACAUGUGCAGUGAGUGCCAGCAGCUCUUCAAUACUCUGGAGGAGGUGCUGAUACACCAACAGGUGCACACUGGUACAGAAGUAGAAGACUUGGUGGCCAUUUCCAGCCAUGAGGACACCAGGGACAGUCAGUACCAGUGUCUGGAAUGUGGCGCUCUUCUCAGAGACUCGGAGGAACUGCUGAUCCAUCAAGAGCUGCACAUGAGGGAGGCAGGCAUGGAUGCAGAACAUGAGUUUUGUGAGGUGGCAGAAACGGACGCGGCAGUUGCUGCAGUUCCGAUCCACUACCAGUGCCUGGAGUGUCUGGCCCUCUUCGACACGGCCGAGCUGUGGAUGGCACACCGGCAGACGCACAAGAUCAGCACACACAGCGACAUGGCUGACACCGAUUAUGUUCUACAGCCAGAUGGUUCAGUCACCCCUGUGUGCAAAGUGCAAAAUCUGGUGCUAGAUGAACAGAGAGCCGGAGAGAUCCUAACGUUGGCCCAGGCUCUUCGAGAGCAGCAGUCUCCACAAAAGCCUAAUGCUCCACCCAGAGCUACUCUUCUUCCAAGCACCCAGUCCAUGCCUGGCUCUACUUCUGCCAUGCUCCGCCUCCAGUUCUGCUCUGCCCAAGCCAUUGCAGAUGGCUCCGCCUCAACGACCAGUCGCAAAGCCAAACUCCUCCCUCCGCUUCUCCCUUCUGAGCCAAUCAGGCUUGAGAACGGCAUUACUACGCUCAACCUUCUCCCCGCCGUUGAGCGUGCAGACUUGGGGAAGCACGGAGAGGAAGAGGUGUUAAUCAUUCAUCCAUACGAGUGCUCGGAAUGCAACCUGCUGUUCAGCACUCCGGAAGAUUUUCUUCACCACCAGGGAGAGCACUUUCUGGCUCAGGACAAAGAGAGCGGGGGCGCCGGCGUCAUGUUAGGCUACGAAGACGGCGCUAGGGCAAGGGAGGAUGAAGGAAGGAAAGGUGACGUGAGGGACGAGGGGAGUAAGGCGGAGCAGGGGAAAGGCCAGAGCGGAAGGCGUUCGUACACGACACGGUUGGCAGGUCUCGGAGUCAAUUCGUCCAUUUCGUGUGCCAACCUGCGAUGCGAGGAGUGCAAGAGAACUUUCACCACAGCCAAUCGGCUGGCAGCACAUCUCCGAGUGCAUGAGCAGGGAACGCACGAAUGCCCUGAAUGCGACAAGGUGUUCAAGAAGGCAGGAUCACUGCAUACACACAUGCGCACACACUCCGGGGAGGCCCGCUUUCUAUGUGUAGACUGUGGGCACAGCUUCACUACAGAAAUGACCCUUAUCAUACACAGGAAAUCCCAUACAUCUGAGCCUCUCCACAGGUGCCCUUUCUGUGCCAAAACCUUCACCAAUAUGACCAAGUUUCUUUACCACCGACGCACUCAUACUAACCGUGAACCAGUUAGCUCUGCCUCCACAGUUACGCUGAUGCAGCGGAUGCCUCUAUCUAUUAUGCAAAGGGCAAGAGAACGUGAGGCUGUGUGGGGAAAACAGAAACAUGCAGCACUCCUGGUUCCUGCAAGUGCCGAUACGGACACAGGCGAGAGCAUUCUGGAGGCUGCAGCUUCUCUCUCUCAGGCUGCUGUAACAGUAGAGAACGGAGUGGAGUCUAAGGAUCCUACAUCAGAAGCAGCACAAAAGCAACAGCCAAAUCCAGACAACGACCUUAACAUGGACUCUAUAGAAGAUUCAGACAAAUGGCAGGCUCCCAUUACGGAAGACGAUAUCAAGUUCCCUUGCUCCACCUGCAAAAAAAUGUUUACUUCCCAAAUCCGUUUGUUAAGUCACCGCCAAACCGCGCACUCCAGUGAGCGCCGCUUCAAGUGCAACGUAUGCGGAAAGCCUUUCAAGAAGCAGAUCCAUCUGCGGAACCACCUGCGCACGCAUACAGGCGAACGUCCGUUCCAGUGCAGUGUGUGUGGCAAGACCUUCUCUUCACUGGCCAACCUCACUCGCCACGGCCUGACUCACACCGGGGUGCGGCCAUACCGCUGUGACGUAUGUCACAGGGCUUUCACACAGUCCUCUAACCUGCGCCAGCACCGCCUGCUCCACAGUAACCCCACACCCUCAGCUUGCCCGGACUGCUCAGCCACAUUCAUCCGGCCAGCGAAGCUCGUGGCACACAGAUUCCUUCAGCAUCCAGGAGCACCAGCGCCGUACCCCUGCCCGCAUUGCCCCGAAGGGUUCUUGCGCAAGAAGCAAAGGGAUAUGCACUGCCUGGAGGAACAUCCCAACUUGACACACCCUAUUACAGAUGCUACUAAUGAAUCAGGGCUUAAAGGUCAGAAAACAUCUACUGAGAGCGUAGAGCAUGCUGCUCCUGUAAUCCCGAAGCCAAACUUAGACUGCACCAUUUGUGGGAAGCGCCUGAACUCGGCUGCAAACCUGCGCCUCCAUCAGUUGAGCCACGGACUGGGACCAGGCCGCCCACGUGGUUCCAGCUCAGCCUGUGGGAAAUCACACCCAUGCCCCGUGUGUGGGAAGUUGUUUGUUUCUGCAUCAAGCGUCACGUUGCACCAGCGCGUCCACACAGGUGAGAGACCAUAUCCUUGUGCUGCGUGUGGUAAGCGCUUCCGGCAGAACACCCACCUGCGCGAGCACCUGCGCACGCACUCGGGUGAGCGGCCAUUUCGCUGCGAGUUCUGCAACAAGGGUUUUGUGCAAAGCAUGCAUCUGGCCGAGCACAGGCGGACACACACCGGGGAAAGACCACACACGUGUGCAGAAUGCGGAAAGACCUUCAAGACCAUCUCAAACCUGAGGAACCACCGCAAGACCCACAACAAGGCACAACAAGAGCAAGGCAAAGAUGAUAAAAUGGAGCCCACCAUGGAGAGCAAUAUCGCGACGCUUGCUGUGGUGAAUGCCUCGGACGUGAACCUUUGCCAACAGGGUGUCCAGCUGGGGCAACCACAACUCAUACAGAUCCAGACUUCUGGUCUGGAGCAGACUCAAGGCACUCCCACCAUCAUGUGCAAUGAAUUUGGAGAAGCGAUAGCAAUCAUCGAGACGAGUGGCGAUCUGGCGGAGGCUAUAGAGCUUUACCACACAGCCCUGGAAGGCGGGAUUAACAUGGACACCAUCACUCUGGACAACCUGCAGCUUAUGUGAAUCAGCAAGAGCAGUUCAUUAGAGUCUGACACCAUGUUGUGGGACACUUGAGUGAGGACAGAAUGGGAAUUUAGAAUCGAUUUGAUCGACACUGUAAUAGUGGGGAAUCUGCCUCACUCUGGCAGUUAGCAUUGAUCUUAAGGGAUAAUAAGGAGUCUAGAAUGAUUAAAUGACAUGGUGUGUCCGUCUGAAUUUCAGCUUGUGAUUAACAACGCCAAACAUCUUCAAUUCAGAGAGACUGAAGAUACAAAACUGAAGAUGAGUGGGACCGUUACUAACAGAGUUAUGGUAGUGACCCCUCGUCGCACCACGUUAAGACAAACAUAACUGCAGGAUAUAUGCAGACUACUUUUUUUUUUUUCAGGACAAUACACUGUUCUGGGGCACGCUCCUUGAAAGGAACUUUUACUUUACAAACAUGGAUGUGAACAGGAAACCACAAGGGAAGAUGUCUUAACAGAUGCAGGCACUCACCUUAGGCCUUGUGAUGAGGUAAUGCAUAAUGGAGACAGUUGUGGAGUGCUUUUGCUGCUUAACCUGAUUUUACAAGUUCAUUUCUCCAAAUCUAUAGGUGUCUGUUGAAUAUGUUCUUAUAAAUGGUUUUUUUUUUUUUAAAUCUGUACAAUCUGCAAUGUUAAAUAUUGUAAAUAAAAAUUUUCAGUUUGUCUCA